Arvicanthis niloticus (Nile rat) is the source of this 1561-nucleotide messenger RNA. RefSeq names its product purine nucleoside phosphorylase (gene Pnp). Gene Ontology annotation, cellular component: cytoplasm. The record is from RefSeq and is a predicted model, not a curated record. Gene Ontology annotation, molecular function: purine-nucleoside phosphorylase activity. Gene Ontology annotation, biological process: nucleoside metabolic process. NCBI's taxonomy places the organism in Eukaryota, Metazoa, Chordata, Mammalia, Rodentia, Muridae.
CUUUUCUGGCUGGGAGAAUCAUGAAUGUGUGCGGGGAUCACCUUCUGGUUGCCCUAGACGUGGAGAGGGUCUCUUUGAAACGAACUCUGGAGAGGCUUCCUGCCACACCUCUGGAUGAGGGUGUGUCACCAUGGAGACAAGGCUGCUGCCAUUGGCUGGCGCCGGGGACUGGGGAUAUAAAGGCCGGUUCAGAGAACAGUGCACUAACAGUCUUGACCGGACUCGGACGGUGUCGCCGUGGAGCGGAAAGGGCUGGAUUUCGGCGCGGCCGUCGGUGACACCAUGGAGAACGAGUUCACAUACGAAGAUUAUGAGAGAACCGCCGAGUGGCUUCGCUCUCACACUAAGCAUCGACCUCAAGUGGCAGUGAUCUGUGGUUCCGGCUUAGGAGGGCUGACUUCUAAAUUAACUCAGGCUCAGGUCUUUGAGUACAAAGAGAUACCCAACUUUCCCCAAAGUACAGUGCAAGGUCAUGCGGGUCGACUGGUGUUUGGAUUCCUGAAUGGCAGAUCUUGUGUGAUGAUGCAGGGCCGGUUCCAUAUGUAUGAAGGGUACUCGCUGUCAAAGGUGACAUUCCCAGUGAGAGUUUUCCACCUUCUGGGUGUGGACACUUUGGUGGUCACCAAUGCUGCUGGAGGACUCAACCCCAAUUUUGAAGUUGGAGAUAUCAUGCUGAUCCGUGAUCACAUCAACCUACCUGGUUUCUGUGGUCAGAACCCUCUCCGAGGCCCCAACGAUGAAAGGUUCGGAGUUCGUUUUCCUGCCAUGUCUGAUGCUUAUGACCGGGAUAUGAGACAGAAGGCUUUCAGUGCCUGGAGACAAAUGGGGGAGCAACGAAAACUACAAGAAGGCACCUACGUGAUGUUGGCAGGCCCCAACUUUGAGACUGUGGCAGAGAGUCGUCUGCUGAAGAUGCUGGGAGCGGAUGCUGUUGGCAUGAGCACAGUCCCAGAAGUUAUUGUCGCAAGACACUGUGGGCUCCGUGUCUUUGGUUUCUCACUCAUUACUAACAAGGUUAUCAUGGAUUACGACAACUUGGAGACGGCCAAUCACAAGGAAGUUCUGGAGGCUGGAAAAGCAGCUGCACAGACAUUGGAACGGUUUGUCUCCAUUCUUAUGGAGAGUGUCCCACUCCCUGAGCAUGACAAGUGACUGGCCAUGGAGUGCCCCAGUGCUCCCCUGGUGGAGUCCAAGUAGCUGUCUACUUUGGUCCCUUGCUGAGGUCACUAGACCUUGUUCUUAGAUUCUAACAGAAAGGAAAGAGGAGGAUACUUACCCUUCACCUUCGUGAUGUUCUACUGUUCUGAUGCCUGGUCCUCUUGCUUAGUUGCCUUCUCAAAUUAGCUUUCAUUCCUCUGGAAGAGCUGGAGUCCAUUCCUACCAUGCUUGGGAUAUAUGCCUUCAAACAGUACCUUUUACAUCUUGGAGAUGACAGACAUGUUCUGAGCUCAGUUUGCUUCCCUUGAAGCCCUAGAGACCAAAGACCAACCCAAUAAAUACCUCUUUCUUGUAUUUUAUUUAGUAUCAUAAUAUUUUGAGAAUAAAGAGAUCAAGUACUUUC